Sceloporus undulatus (fence lizard) is the source of this 2970-nucleotide messenger RNA. It is a transcript of the gene LRRC14, whose product is annotated as leucine rich repeat containing 14. Gene Ontology annotation, molecular function: protein binding. Gene Ontology annotation, cellular component: cytoplasm. The transcript has 5 exons. The record is from RefSeq and is a predicted model, not a curated record. NCBI's taxonomy places the organism in Eukaryota, Metazoa, Chordata, Lepidosauria, Squamata, Phrynosomatidae. The coding region runs from base 258 to 1787 and encodes 509 amino acids.
GGCCGCCGGGGGACAUUCCCCGCCGGAUCGGUUACCGCCGGGGGCCUCUGCGGUGGCGGCGGCGAAGGCAGGAUGGGCUGAAGGGGGGAAGGAAGGCAAAGCCGGGGGACCCGGAGCGGAGAGCCGGCGCCGCAGCCCCUCCCUCAUAGUCAGCCCGAACUGUGAUUGGUUGUCAGGAAACACAAGUCUGCCCAGUGACUCGGCCACAAGUUAACGUGGAGCUGUGUUCCUGGCCUGUGGCCUCCCCAGCUGUUGCCAUGCACUCCCUGGUGUUUCUGUGUGCCCAGAAGGUGGUCUCCCACUACACCACCCUGCAAGAUGCCCUGGGUUUUAUCCCUAAGGAACUAUAUCCUGUCUUGUUCAAGGCAGCUUUCCUGGACAAGAGAACACCAUCGCUCCAGCAGUUAGUACAAACCUGGCCAUUCCCAGUCCUCAGUUUCCAGAAGCUCUUGCGAAAAUGCCAGCACUGCGAAUACACCCUGAUUCGGGAGAAGCCAAACAAGUUGUGCAUCCAGGCGGUUAUUUUGGGAGUGGUGACAUAUCUGACUAAACUGCUAGAGGAUCGACGUUUCAAUAAGAGCAAGGGGCAGCGUCUGAAGGUUCUUGAUAUGACUGGCCUUCAAGAUGAAGGGCAGGGCCCUGAGAGCAUGAGCCUCUGGUCUCGGACAGUCACGCUGGCUAAGGCUUGCCUUGAUGUCUCCAAGCAGCAGAGCAAGUGCAUGAGACGGACGUCCAAGAGGAGGAAGGGACCAUACAGCAGCUCCGUGGCCCUGCCAACCCCUCAUCCUGUCUCUGUGGAUGUUUGGGUCGACCUUUUUGUGAACAGUACUUCCUAUGGGGUCUUGAAGGAUGCUUUGCAGGUCAAUAGUGGCAACGCCCUACGACUGAGAUGCCGGGACUUCCGAGCAGAGGAGUUGUCCAUUGCCAGCACCGUGGGCCUCUUGGAAUUCCUGGAGCCAGGGGGCGUCCGACAGGUGGAUCUGAGGUUCAACAACCUUGGCCUCUCAGGCUUGAGAGUGGUCCUUCCACACCUGGCCAAGUUCACUAAUUUGGCCAGCCUGAAGCUGCCCUACAGUAACAUUGAUGUGAGGCGCCUGACCGUGGGCAUGGAGGGCAGUCUGCAGUACUUCGCUAACCAGCUCAGCCGCCUGACAUGCCUCAAGGAGCUGAACCUGGGCUCCUCCAGGCUUUCAGGCAAACUGAGGCAGCUGCUAGGAGACUUGCAGAGCCCCUUGGAGAGCCUAGAGCUAGCUUUCUGUUACCUUCUGCCCACCGACUUUGCCUACCUUUCCCAAAGCCUCCACACACCAGCCCUGAAGAAACUGGACCUCAGCGGGAACAACCUCUCUGAUAUUCUCCUCCAGCCUUUCCUAGGCUUGCUGACCGAGGCGGCCUCGACUCUCCUUCACCUGGACAUCAUGGAAUGCCGCCUGAUGGACACCCAGCUGAACUCGCUCCUCCCCAUCCUGGGCCGCCUUUCACGCCUUCGCUACCUUGGGGUGUUUGGCAACCCCAUCUCAGCCAUUGGACUGAAGAACCUGCUCCACCGGACCCUGGGCCUCUUGGACUUGAGGCUGGUCAUCUACCCUUACCCCGUGGACUGCUACGGGGAAGACUUGCCCUGGCCCCCUACCUCCUCCAACCUGCUCAAUGGCUCUGUGGAUGAGGAGAAGUUCUCUCGGGUCAGCAACGAACUCCAGCAGAUGCUGCUGAGCGCAAACAGGACAGAUGUUGUCUGGACCACAAACCUUUGCCGCCACAAUAGCUUAGACUAUUUUAGUUUAUAGUUCUCCUGGUGUCACUGCAUAGACAUGGACUGUCCCUCGCCUCCUGCCACUUACCUGUCGGUGCAAUCUUACCCUCACAAUAAUGCCAUUGGGUUGUCACCAGAGGCCUACCUGCCUCUCUGUUCUGGUGCUUCUAAACCAAAAGCCAUGGCUGAGAUGUUCCUGCAGCCAGAUGAAAUUGGCCAUAUGUGCUCAUUUCUGGCAUUAAGAAGAGACUGUACACAUCUAUCAUAGCUCUGUCCUCUUUCUCCUGGCUAGGAGUAGCACAGAGAUGUACCUCCUGACUUUGCUUAGUCUUAAAAGGGAUAGGUGGACUGGCCUAUGGAAACAUGACUGUGGAGGGGAGAGCAGUUGGGCAAAUGGCUGCAGGGGGAGAGGAGCAUGCAAUAUAUUUGCAUCUUUGUUGAAAACCAGUGCUAGCACCAAAUGCCGGUUUGAAACUUUUUUUUCUUUUUGAACCAAAGCCCUUCCUGGUGCAUGCAGCAAUACCUGGAGUUGGGCUUUUUUUAACAUCUAUUUUGCAACAUCAUAUUUAAAAACAUGCUAUCAACUUUUCUCCUUUAAUGAAUUGAUGUGAGUGUCUUACGAUGGAGGCCACAUGGAUGCCAUAAAAGCUAUGAGGCCUGGCUCUUGUCAUAGGCUAUGGGAGAGGAGACACUGCGUUGAUCAAGACCUGAUCCUGGGGGGAGGGGGAGGCUAUGCAGCAACGUCUGGAUCUGAAAUAAAAGAUGAUCCUUCUGACAGUGACUUCAGUGUCUGGUGUCUACUUAUGAGACUGGCGCUGUCCUAGAAAAAGAGUUCUAGCGUAUAAGAAAAAGCUUUGCUCAGAACAUUAUAAGGAGGUGGGUUACAGAGGAGGUGGGAUCUUGAAGUGAAAGAGAAUUGUGUUUUGUGGAGACUGAAUUAUCAGUGUGUUUUCUAUGACUAUAAUAGCCUGGAAAUAAAUAGAUCCCCUGUGUAUUUAGAUAGGAAGUUGGAGUCUAAGAUAAGGGUAGGAGAUUUGGUGCCUUCUAGAGGUUUUGGAAUCCAGUAACUAUGAGCACCAGCCAGCACUGGCAAUUUUAAAGGUUUAUGGGAGCCGGAGCCCAAAACAUCCAUGGGGACAGCAGGUUGUUUAUCUUGUCCGGCUCCAAUGCUGGUGUGUUUGCCAUCCACCCUGUAAAAGAAUAAACUGAUGAUUAUA